AUGUCUGGGUCGACGCCCUCGAAGGCCGCAAGCGGCCCUCGCGGCGCCGCGUUUGGCAGCGGCCCAGCAGCCGCCCCUGCCGCGGGCCGCGGAGCGCCCAGCAGCGGCCGCCUGCGCUCUGACUUCACGCGCCCGCCAAGCGCCAGCAGCCUCCAUCGCACGCCGCUGCGCGGCGCGGGUGGAAAAGACGCGGCCACCGCCGGCCAGCAGCAGACCCCCUCGGGGGCCGGCGCGCUGACGCCCCGCGGCGGCGCCGCUGCGGGCACCAUCGGCAAUGGCAACCACGCAAACGGGGCAGUCGACUUUAAUGGGCUCACGCCGUCGGUGCCGGCGUAUGCCCACACCAACGCGCUCUAUGGCGCCGACGACGUUGGCAUGACGCCCUCUGUCCGCACGCGCGAGUACACCCCCUCCCUCUCCGCCGGCCAGCCCGCGCCCCAGCACCCCUUCGGCCCCGCCGCCGGCGGCGCCGACGACGCGGGGCCGCUCACCGCGGGCGCCGCCGCGUCGGCGGCGAUGCCGCAGCACCCGCGCAAGCUGGGCGCGCCCAGCCCGUUCCUGCAGAGCCACGGUGACCUCUGGGUGGGUGGUGACCAGGACGACAGGGACGACAUCGCACUAGAAGUGCACGCCCCCAGCCAAGCGUCUGUCGUCGCCCCCGCCGCAUCCAACAGAGCCGCGGCCCCCGCCGCCGCGCCCGGCGGCGCGCCCGCGGCGCCGCAGUCGGCGCUGCUCGUGCUGCCAGGCUGGCUGCGCGCGCGGCCGUUUUCCACGGCCCUGCACCUGGCGGGUGCGGCCGCGCUGCGGCUGGAGGCAGAGGCAGAGGGCGAGCCGCCGCCGGACCUGCGAGCGCUGCCAGAGGCGGUCAGAGAGGCGGCGCUCGUGGACGACCUGCUUUACUGCUUCAUGGGCGUCCCCGGCCGCUGCCUGCGGCCGGCGGUCGUUGACGACGGCGGCCGCCGCUUCACGCGCGGCCCCGCGGUAGCGUUCGCCCCGGCGGCGGCGCUGGACGAGCGGUCGGCGGAGUUGGUGCGGAAGCUGCUGCCGCUGCCUGAGUACGCGGCGGUGGUGGAGCGCUUUGCCGUCACGCGGGACAGCCCUGAGCGGGGCAUGGCUGCAGAGGCGCUGGCCUCCGAGCUGCGCUCACUGCUGGAGAAGUGGCGCCUGCUGGUGGUGCAGCUGGAGCGGCGCGCGCUGGGGCCUGGUGGCCUCAGCCUAAGCGAGUUGCUGUUCCAGUGCCAGGCGCCCAUGGCGUCCCUCAAGCUGGCGGCGGAAAUCGCGGCCGAGGCGUCCUCCCAGGAGCUCACGUCGGCCGGCCUGCUCAACCUGCUGCACCGCCGCCUGGGCGCCCUCGGCGGCGACGCGGCGGGCCGCGCGCUUGCGGAGCGGCUGCUGGCGGCGGCGGCGGGGCCCUACUUUGAGAUCCUGGGGAAGUGGCUGGCGGAGGGCGUUUUGGACGACCCCUACAACGAAUUCAUGGUCAAGGCGAGUGCACCCGAGGAGGGGCGGCUCCUGGGUUGGCUGGCUGGGCAAAGCGCGAUCACCCCACGACGCGGCGGCGCCGGCGCGCAGGAGGACACCAGCGUGGGCCGCCACUCUCUGGGCGACGACCAGCAGCUGACCUACUGGGCGCAGCGCUACGUGCUGCGCUCCGACCCCACUUACGCGAAGCCCGACAGGGGCGCGCCGCAGCCGCCGCCCGGCGCCUUUGACGGCGGCGGCCUCGACGUGCCGGCGUUCCUUUGGCCCUGCCGGGAUGCGGUGCUCACAACGGGCAAGUACUUGAACGCAAUGCGAGAGUGUGGCGCCGCCGUCCCGCCGUCUCCGCUGCCCGGCGGCCGCCUGCGCUACGACGCCGGCGGCGCGUACCUCGACGCCGUCGGCGCGGCGCUCGACGCGGCGAGCGGCGCGCUGCUGCGUCUGAUGCUGGGGCAGGGGCAGCUGAUGGGGUGGCUGCGGUCCAUCAAGCACUUCUUUCUGCUGGACCAGGGCGACCUGCUCGUCCACCUAUUGGAGGGCGCCCAGGAGGAGCUGUCCAAGCCCGCCUCCGAGGUCUCCCGCCCCCGCCUGCGCAGCCUGCUCGAGCUCGCCGCCCGCACCAGCAGCGUCGCCGCAGACCCGCGGCUCGACAGCCUCCAGUACACCUUUGACGCGCGCGGCCUCGCGCAGCUCGUUGUCGCCGCGCUCGCACCGGCGGCGCCGGGGGAGCCGGUGCGCCCGGGGCUGGUGAUGCGCAACAGCACGGCGCCCGCGUGGCAGGUGCUGCUGCUGGAUUUCAAGGUCGAGUGGCCCCUCAGCCUCGUGGUGUCGCGGCGGCAGCUGCUGCAGUACCAGGUGAUCUUCAAGCACCUAUUCCAGCUGAAGUUUGCGGAGAGGCAGUUAAACACGGUGUGGGCGGCGCUGCAGCCGACGCGCGGCCUUUCCAGGGCAGACCAAGAGCGCUUCCGUCCCUGGCACACGCUCUGCCGCGGCCUCACGCACGUGCUGCAGGAAUACCUGCGAUAUGUGACCACAGACGUGCUGGAGCCCCUUUGGCUCGCCAUGGAGGAGCGCAUAACCCGCGCAAAGGACAUAGACGAGGUGAUGUGCUGCCACCAGGCUUUCCUGGUCCGCGCCGCGGACGGCGCGCUGCUGACUCAGCUGCCCGUCCUGAAGUGCGUCCUGGAGCUGCAGCGGUGCGCGCACGACCUCUGGAGGGAGGGCGCGGUGCUGGCGGUGCGGGCGGCGCCGGCGCCGGCAGCCAAGCCCGCCGGGCGCCGUGCGCCGCUGGCGCGCCAGGAGAGCAGCUUCGACCGCGCGCUCGCCGCCCUGCGGGAGGUCGCGCGCAACGAGCGCCAGUCCGCCGCGAUCGGCGCGCUGGCGGGGCGCUUCGCGGCGCAGCUGGGCGAGCUGACGGAGCGGCUGGGGGAGCACUACCAGCGGCUGCUUGCCGGGGCGGGCGUGCGGGGCGGCGGCGGUGGCGGCGGCGGCGGCGGCGGCGGCGGCGCGGCGGCGAUGUCGACGCGUGAGGAGCUGGACAGCCUGCUGAACUUGAUAGAGAGGAUUGACGUGGGCGGCGGCGCGGGCGCCGGGGGCGGCGUGGCGGCGGCGCUGGCGGGGAUGCGGCUGGUGGGGGUAUAG
Monoraphidium neglectum is the source of this 3120-nucleotide messenger RNA. Its product is annotated as Gamma-tubulin complex component 2. The record is from RefSeq and is a predicted model, not a curated record. The transcript has 12 exons. Gene Ontology annotation, cellular component: equatorial microtubule organizing center; gamma-tubulin small complex; spindle pole. Gene Ontology annotation, molecular function: gamma-tubulin binding; microtubule minus-end binding. The coding region runs from base 1 to 3120 and encodes 1039 amino acids. Lineage: Eukaryota; Viridiplantae; Chlorophyta; Chlorophyceae; Sphaeropleales; Selenastraceae. Gene Ontology annotation, biological process: meiotic cell cycle; mitotic cell cycle; microtubule nucleation.